Messenger RNA from Blepharisma stoltei, 234 nucleotides. The record is from the annotation of a GenBank genome assembly. NCBI's taxonomy places the organism in Eukaryota, Ciliophora, Heterotrichea, Heterotrichida, Blepharismidae.
AUGCAAAUAAUUAUAAAAACUCUGACUGGGAAGGAGAAACCCAUGAACUUUGAGCUCGAUAACAUUGUUAUUCAAGUGAAACAAGCGUUGCAAGAGAAGGAAGGAAUCAGUGUCGAACAGUUUCGCUUAAUUUUUGAAAGACGACAGCUGAAUGACGAAAGUAGGCUAAGCGACUACAAUCUUACUGCUGGUGCUGUAAUUCAUAUGAUUUUACAAUUAAGCAAAUAUAAUUAA